CACACAACAGGGCUGAGCUGCCUCUGGAUCUGGAUGCAGGCAUCCUUGGAUUCUGCCUUUUAGCACGGGCCCACUGCACGAGAACUUAACGGGACAACAAUGGUGCAAGCCUCGGCGGCUGAAUCUGUGGCUGCUGGUCGUUUAGGGGGCCGGGGAUUGUGGUCAAUGUGACAUUCACUUGCACGCUUGGUGUUGAGUUUAUUGUUCUGGUCCUAGACGCAGAGCAGCGAUUCUCUGAGAAGAUGUUGAGCCGAUUCAUGAGUGGCAGCAUCAGGAAUCUUGAGCGGGAAUACAGCUGCACCGUCAGACUGCUGGAUGAUACGGAAUAUACGUGCACCAUUCAGCGGGAUGCAAAGGGACAGUAUCUGUUUGACCUCAUCUGCCACCACCUCAACUUGCUGGAGAAAGACUAUUUUGGCAUCAGAUAUGUGGAUCCAGACAAGCAGCGGCAUUGGCUGGAGUUCUCAAAAUCAAUUGCAAAGCAAAUGAAAUCUCAGCCUCCAUUCACCAUGUGUCUGAGAGUCAAGUUCUACCCUCCUGAACCUGCUUCUCUAAAGGAGGAAAUCACUCGGUAUCUUGUCUUCCUGCAAAUCAAGAGAGACCUCUACCACGGGCGGCUCCUGUGCAAAACCUCCGAUGCGGCCAUGCUGGCUGCCCACAUCCUACAAGCUGAGAUUGGUAACUACGACCCCGGGAAGCAUCCUGAAGGUUACAGCUCCAAGUUCCAGUUCUUCCCGAAACAUUCGGAGAAGCUGGAGCGUCGGAUUGCAGACAUACACAAGACAGAGCUGAUUGGACAGACACCUGAAACAUCAGAGCGAAAUUUCCUGCAGAAAGCCCAGCUGCUGGAGACAUAUGGUGUUGAUCCGCAUCCAUGCAAGGAUGUGUCUGGGAACCCAGCUUUCCUCGCCUUCACGCCGUUUGGUUUCGUGGUGCUUCAGGGAAACAAGAGAGUUCAUUUUCUCAAAUGGAACGAGGUGACCAAACUGAAGUUUGAAGGCAAGACGUUCCACGUAUAUGCAAAUCAGAAGGAGAUCAUCUUGACGUACUUUGCACCCACACCGGAGGCAUGCAAGCACCUUUGGAAGUGUGGAGUGGAGAACCAAGCGUUCUACAAGCUUGAGAAGUCAAGUCAAGUUCGCACGGUGUCCAGCAGCAACCUGUUCUUCAAGGGCAGCCGUUUCCGUUACAGUGGACGAGUGGCAAAAGAGGUGAUGGAGCAGAGUGCCAAAAUCAAACGCGAACCUCCAGAAAUUCACAGGGCUGGCCUUGUGCCCAGCAGAAGUUGUCCAUCCAUCACCCACGGGCCUCGCCUCAGCAGUGUGCCGCGCACGCGUCGGAGAGCUGUGCACAUAUCUAUCAUGGAGGGUCUGGAGUCGUUGCGUGACAGUGCCCACUCUACACCGGUGCGUUCAGUGUCCCACGGGGAAUCCUUCAUGCCACGCUCCCGGAGCCAGGCCACAGACGCCAGUGAGGGGACUGCGGUGAUCUCGGACGAGGCCUACAGUCCGUCCGACAGCGUCCUGCCCACCCCGGUGGCCGAGCACAGCAUGGAGCUGGCUGUCUCACGCCAGAUAAACGGAGCGCCCUGCAGCAUCGAGGAGGAGAAGGAGUCGGAGGCGGGCACCCCCCGCGGGGAAGGGGGUGAUUUUGGUGCAGACGGUAGAUCUGCACAGGAGGGUGCUGGGGGGGACUCGGCCCUCAGCGAGGUGGAACAGGUGAAUAAAUUUGUCUUAAGUGUCCUCCGUUUGCUCCUUGUGACCAUUGGACUCCUCUUUGUCUUGCUCCUCCUCCUCAUCAUCCUCACCGAGUCAGACCUUGACAUUGCAUUUUUACGUGAUAUCCGCCAGACCCCCGAAUUUGAGCAGUUCCAUUACGAAUACUUUUGUCCCCUCAGGCGGUGGUUUGCCUGCAAGCUCCGCUGGGUGGGCGGGUUGCUCAUUAACAAGUGAGAGUGAGGUCGUAGAGUUCGUAAGCCCGUUCGGGGGUCUGAGAUGACGGUUAGGACUCCGGAGCGAUGGAGGGCAGCCUCGUCCCAACCAUGAACCCUGCUUCUCUCAUCAUCCUCCUGCAGACAUACAGCUUGGACCACUCCUGGUAACACCGGGCCAGGAUCUCUCCUCUCCUCCUCCACUUUGAGUUAACCCCCCCUACCCACCCAACCACCUCCUCGUUUCGCUUGAUUUCUUCUUCUAAUUUUUCUUUUUCUACAAAACCAGAGGACUUUUUUUUUCUUUUUUGCAUUUUUUUUUAAUUUCACCUCAUUUCAGGUAUUUUAUUUUUUCAAAUAACACAAAGGAAAAAAAAUUAAAACUGAAAUCAAAGGACUGAAGAAGUUUAAACCGUUCCUUUUAGAGAAACGGAGAUUUUGUUGCAACAGAUGAACGUUGCCUUCAUUUAUUAUUUAUUGCUUUUAAACAUGUAUUUGCAUCAGAAAGGGAGACGGGAUGAGCAGUAAUCGAGGAAGUUGAUUUGUCAUGAAAAUGAAGAUGGAAGUGAGUUACGUUAGAGUCGAUAGGCCUACUGCUGUGAAGUAUACCUGAGGCAUGGUAGUAUCAGAUGUUUUGAUAUUGGUUCAUCCCAUCAGACGUCAGCAGUUUGACCUCAGCAGGAAAAAACAGAACAAUCUGAGGGGAGCAACAGUGAAGGUUCAUGAAGCAGAGAGCAGACAGGGUGAUUACCAAAUGCCUUUUUGAGAAGAUGUUAAUUUAGAAUUUUGUGGAUUGUUUUAAGACACAAUUACACUUUAGUAUACGACGGUGUACAAAGUAACCUGACAGAGAACAAAGUUGUUUUUCUAACAUUUUAUAGGGAUACAGUCAAAUAAACCAAUAGUGUUGUGUGACCUAGUGUCAGAUGCGGUUAGAGAAAUACUCUUGGAGAGCAAAGAUCUGCUGGCACCAAUAGAUAAUAGUCUAGAUAGAUGUGCAAUGCUCAUAUGGUUUUAAUAAUUAAGUACUUUUGAAUGUCCCCAUCUGUUCAGUUGUUCUGUUAUUUCUCCAAUUAAUUUGCAUUUUUUUCAUCAAGUUGAAAUUCGAUGAAUUUCAAUAAUUUCUUUGUAUGAAGAGUUUGAUUUUUUUUCUUUGUUUCAUAUCGACCUUGCUCAUAGGUUAAUGUAUCAUACUAUAUUAUUAUUAUUAGAAUAAGAAUAAUGAUGUACUUUUUGUACAAAUUAGUUUGUUUCCUAAUAUAUAUUGACAGGUUUUCCAUGUAUAUUUUAACAGAACUGAAAUGUUAUUUUGUUAUUGAAGAUUAAAUUAUACCUUUUUUAGCGCUGUGUUUCAAGUAAGGUCAGAAGCAUUUAUGGAAAUGUGGAAGUGGGGACUUAAAAAAAAAAAAAAACAGUGUUUUUAUCCAGAUCCACUCGACACUGAUCACACCUCUCAUCACUCCACCAGCAGUCAGUCAGCCUUCAGUGUGUGCACAAUUUUAAUGGUAAUUUAAAACAUGCGUUUGUACAGAAUGAAAUCUGGAGAUAAUAUCACACCACCGCAAAUACCAAAUAAUCCAAAAAGCACAUUUUCACCUUUCAUAACUUUACCAUAUCUUCUUUUUUACUUGAAGAGUUUGGAGAGGUGACUGUGAGCCUGACCGAUACUCGACCCCAUGGCCUGUUCUCACAAUGAAAUUCAUUUUUGACAAGGAUGAAGGAAACAAGAGCUGAAACAAUUAGUUAAUUGAUAGAUAGAAAAUUAAUUGGCAGCUAUUUUGAUAUUUCAAGCAAAAAUAUUUUCUGGUUUCAGCUUUGUCAGUGUGAAAAUUCUCUCUGUUUUGCAUUACCGUAAAUUGUAAAUAUAUCCUUGGGUUUGGGAUUCUUGUGUCACCUUUGCCUCUGAGAAAUUACAAUGGCAAUUUUUUUUUUACCAUUUUCUGACAAUGCAUUGAUCAAACAAUGAAUUUGUUAAUUUGGAAAAUAAUUAACAAUGAACAUAAUUGUUAGAUGCAGCCCCAAACAAAAGAUUUUGUCACAAAUACAUUAAUAAUAGGACUGGAAACACGGCCUCUUUGGUGGAGGUAACAAUGGUGUCUGCUUGACAAACUUAAGUAUGUAAUGAUGACAUCUUCUGAGGCACCUCAUACACUUUUUCCCGAAUUAUGUACUUCAGUUAUAUCCCCUCCCUUAAUUUUCACAUCAGCCAAAAUGAAACCAGACACCAAGAUAUCAGCUGAUAUUGGCAAAUAUAUCUGCCCUUAGAUUUGUCGGUCAGGCUCUAGACUCUUCUGCCUCACAGCUCCAGGAAGCAAUAACUGCCACGACUGCUGGAUUCUGGGUAAAAUCUGUUUUUUGUAAUGCGUGUCUACCUCCUGCACCAAGUGCAGGUGUAAGUGUUACUGUGUCUGUAUGUAGGAAUUGAAACAUGAUUUGAGGUGGUGGAGGUGGAGGUGGAGGUUUAGAUAGAGAGAAGUCAAUUUUUCAUUUUUUGCAAAAGGCGAGAAGAACUUAGAGGAAGGAAAAGAGAAUGGAAAAAAGAGAGGAAGAGGUAGAGAAGACUGGGGGAUAUCAGAGGCCUUCGAGAGAGCUUCUUGGAAAGUGCGGUUUAAAGGAAUACUUCACCCCCAAAUGACCAUCUGUGUGUCAGUUACUGACCCUGUGUUAAGCUGAAUUUGCUGAACGAAGAAUCCAAAAACUGGGAAAAUUCUUGAUGAAUUAAAGAAAAAGGGGUCUGCGUUUAACAACAGCAACUCUAUAUCAAAACAUCUGUUUACAAACUCUCGCACAACUCGUGCAGUAUAAUUCAAGUGUCAUUUAUCCAGUCAAAUGCCCAGUACUUCCCAAACAGACAGCUCUUUAUUCUUUUGACUUGAACUUCUACUGAUUUUCUCAACAAACAGAAAAACAACAGGCUGUGUCCUUCCAAUUUGUUGCUAUCAGUCUUUUAGCUGUCAUGUUACAAUUUAUACGUUGUGUUUCGACCAGUUUUCUUCAAGUGUCAUUCAAAAGACAAAAAGGCUGGAUAAAAGUGAACAGUGUAGCCAAUAUUUUACCAGGGAUUGCGUAAACAUUUUCCCAGAAGGUUUUAAUCUUAGAACAAGUCCAUACCGUAUGAUAAAAAGUACCUUUAUCUUGUUUGCAGUGCCAACAAAGCCUUUUCUGUCAGGUAACUGAAUUGAUAGAAUUGAACUUAUCUAUGCUCUUCUCACAGCCAGACUCCAUUGACAAAGAGAGUCAUUUUACCUUACUGAACACAGGAGGUGCUGUUCUACUGCUGUUGAUAGGUAGGUUUUUGUGUUAUUGAAUCACUCUCACAAACAAACUAACUUGUAAAGGCAGCAAUACACUAGCGGCUUCGUGUUCAGCAAAGUAAAAUUCCUGUUUUUGUCAGUGGAGUCUGGCUUUGAAGAGAGCAUAGACUGAGUUUAAGUUUCCUGUCAGUAAGGGCUGUCUGUUUGGAAAGUGCAGAGCACAACACAGGAAAAAUGAGACUUUGAUUAUACUGGACACGUUUUGUAAGAGUUUGUAAAUGGAUGUUUUAAUAUUAUUAUUAUUAAUUUAUUAAGAAUUUUCUCCAUUUUUGGAUUCUUCGUUCACCGGAGGUGCAGUGACAAGCCCUAUACUUUAGCCACUACUGGUUGCUAAUUGGCUGAAUUGUUUGGGUGGAAAUUACUUGUUGGCAUGAACUUAAACACCAUGGCCUGCCUCAGCCAGUGACAUAAGCCACCUUGUGGUGUGGCGGGAUAAUACAUUUAACACAAAUUUUAACUUUACACUGGGUGAUAAAUUGAUAAACAGAUGGUCAUUUGUGGGGCUGAAGUAUUCCUCACCACUUUAAUUGCUGUACAGGGUUGCUAGUUUUUGGCCUGUUAUUUCAAACACCACACUCUCAUACCUGCAGCUGCUCCCACUGAGGGCCUGAUGGUGCUACCUUCUUUGUUUGCUCCUGUGUAUUUCGAGCGCGUCACUCCCUGGCUAACUUGUAGUCCUGACCACAGAGUAGCAUGCACUUUGGCGUUGUGGCUGGAUCCACUCCUGUAGCUCAUUAUCCUUCGCUAGUUAUCUGUGGUGGAAGGGGGCAGUGCUGACAUUUCCUUGCACCAUGCUAGAGGGAAUAUCAAAUCAUUAGAGCUACGUUGGCGAGAAACCUGUCAUACACACACACACACACACACACACACACACACACACACACACAGUGUAGGAGCUUAUUUAUGUCAAGUUAAUAAUCUGUAACUCGGAUACAUCCAGUAAAUAGUAAUGCAAAGACGAAGCACAUUUUUCCUAGCAGGGGGUGGAGCAGGGUGGGCGGGUUGACUUUUUUUGUGUACAUUCAUACUUCAUAUUUAUUACUUCUUUACUGACAUAAAGGUCGACAUGACCGAGCAGCCCAGCCAGGCUGAGUUGUUAGCAGGACAUCUUUUAAAGGUUGAAGGUGUUUCUCAUACAUGUAUCAGCAUUAUGUAGCGUCAGUGGUCUCUCUGAACAUGCAACAAUUAAAACACAAAAAUAAGGCAGCAUUAUUCAAGGAGCAAUAAUCAGCUGUAAGAGCAAAAAGAUUAACAAACUUAUGUAUGAGAAUCCAACGAUGAGUAAUGUCCUUUGUGUUUCUAAGAAAACCACUUACCAAAUUGCUGUUGUGCUGAUUCUAACGAUGACCACUGAGACACCUAGUUACUGUCGCAUUCAUUGAUAACAUUUUAUAAAAAUCAAUUUCUCCUUAGAGACCUCUUGUGUGGAUGUUUGUUCUGCUGUUUCUUUGCUGUUUCAUUGUUAAGUGACAGAUUGUUCCCUGUGCCUGGAUCCUAACUCUGCAGUUUACCAAAGUGACAAAGAUGAAGGAAUGGAGGGCGAAAAGACACAACAUCCAUAACAACUGUACUACGGACAACUCCGUCCUUAAAUCUCCCAGGCCGAGAGGGAAUAACAGUGUUCAUCUCUGUCUGAAACUGUUUGUAUAAUGUACACCGAAGUCUCUGUCUUAAUUUGUCUCGACAGGUUUCCUGUGACAAACCUUUUUAUUUGACAUUUCAGUUGCUGUGUCAUGUUUACAUAGUUUACACUUUGUUUUACUUCAUGGGAGAUGGCUGCAGUUUUGGCCAGACGUGUGAGUUUUCAUGAACGAGUGUGUUUGUCAUCCAUGGUUUACAAAUCAGAAACAGCUUGUCCGUCCCUGGAGAGCAGCACCGAAGGUACAGCCAAUGUGCACUGGAAGAUGAAGCAUAAUACUUGUGUUUGAAUUUAACAAUACGCAGGGGGUGGACUCAGUAACAGAAACACCCACAUGGUAACAACCAAGGCACAAACCCUACAUUUGUUGAAGUUAUGAUCCACUUUUAUUAAGGUGGUUUCAAACAGAUGUUCAGGGUCAUUUCUGAGGUUGUACUUUGUGGUGUUUUUGUACUGAACUGAACUCAGGGUUCUCACGUGUUCUCAAACAUCAAAUUCAAGGACUUUCCAGACCCAAUUCCCUCAAGUUUGAGGUCCCAGCACAGCAUAAUUUAGACAUGGAUCAAGACACAGUCAACAGUUAAAGGGUAACUUCUGUAUUUUUCAACCGGGACCCUAUUUUUUACAGGGUUUUGUGUCUAAUGACCAAUAGGAACAGCAAUUUUUGAUAUUGGUCCAGUAUUGAGAGAGAACACUGCAGCCAGCAGCAGCAAAACAGGCUGCAGUGUAAUCCCUGGGGGCAAUUGAACACUGACAAUUUAACUCCACUGAAAGUGCUUGUUUUUGUCACUGACAGGCUCAGAUUGUUACUUCAAGUGUUUGACAACAUUAUGGAAAGGACCCUACAGAGGUCGACCUCUUUGUUAAAGAGUAAGAUCCUUUUUGUUUCCCCAGAAACAGCCCCAAAGUCGCUAUCGCAAAAGCCGCCAGACUCCAUUUAAAUAAACAGUAAUUUUAUCACUGUGAAACACACUUAAUUAAAGGUCAAGAGGAGCAAAAUAAAACUCACAAAAACUGUCUUGGAUCAUUUUUUCACUGUUCCAACAACCACCAACUCUGGUUUAGUUGAAAUAAACCCUAAAUUCAUUCAGUUGGAUAUGAAAUUAUGCUGGCUCUAUAGAUGCUUAAAAUAACUGUUUUUUCAAUGCAGUCUGGUGGGUUUGGAGAUGAUGAUUUUGGGGCUGUUUAUGGUUAAAUAAAAGGAUCUUACUCUCUAAUAAAGAGGUCUGUUUCUGUGGGGAUCCUCUCCACACUCUUGUCAGAAACUAAGAAUAAAAAUCUGUGCCUGACAAUGGCAAAAAUAAACACUUUAAUCAGACGUAAACUGUCGAUGCUCAACCGACAACAGGGAUAACAUUGCAGCCUGUUUUCCUGCUUCUGGCUGCAGUGCUGUCUCUCAGUGCUGGACCAGUUUCAAAAAAUGUUGUUCCCACUUGUCAGUUAGACACAAAAACUUGGGAAAAUAAGGUCCAGUUUGUAAAAUACCUCAGUUAGAGAGAAGCUUAAAUGUGCUAAAUUGUGAUGUUACAAUUAUGGCAGACAGUAUCAAAAUAACUUAAAUUUCUGUUCUUCCACAAAAUAUAUAUAAAUUCAAGCACUUUUAAUGACCUGCCUAUUGUCAAAAAGCUUUCAAGGCCUUGAUUUUUUUCUCCUAAGGAUUUCAAGGACCAGUGGGAACCCUGUGACCUUUACUGUGAGGUGUUUUUCUUAUUUUGUCUACUCCCUGUGUUCUGUUACAUAUUUACAGCAAUCAUAUCUUAAUAAAAGUCUACAAACCAGUACAUGACUGAAAUAAUCAGGACUUAAGUUUCAAAGAUUGUCAUUGGCUGUCCCUUAAACAUGGUUUUUGUUAUUGAUGUGACUAAAAUAUAACAUAUCCAGUUUAAAUGUAAAAAUCUACACGAUUGGCGACCUAAAUUUCAUUCCUGGCCAAAGUCCCCGUCACAUUAACGUGGAUGAUGCAUGUGUAACUGAGGGUUUGACAUAUAUAAAGUCAUAACUGAAGACAUCUCGAUCUGCUUGUUUGCCCCUCUGUCAGCUCCCAGUGGCCAGACCCUCACAUGACCGCGCAUACACGCCAUAUACGAGUGUAUAUGCAUAUCCAUGUCUGGUGGUGUGUUAUGUAGUCUGCAUUGUUCUAUCCUGGGAUCGGAGAUUGCUGUUUGAUUACGUUAUAUAUACGAGUAUAAAUAUAUAUAUAAAUCCAUGUGCCAAAUCCAGUUCUUGUUCAGUCUGAUCCAUUCCGAACCCAUGUUUGUACUGUAGGUAACCUUCUGUACAAGUCGGUAUAAAAUAUUGUUUCUCUCCAAUAGUCCCUUGUAACUGGUGCCAUUAAAUAAAAACUAUUCAAACUUGAAAUAAACAUUGAUUAAAAAUG
Epinephelus fuscoguttatus (brown-marbled grouper) is the source of this 9260-nucleotide messenger RNA. Its product is annotated as FERM domain-containing protein 5. The transcript is spliced from 14 exons. The record is from RefSeq and is a predicted model, not a curated record. Gene Ontology annotation, cellular component: cytoskeleton. The coding region runs from base 243 to 1952 and encodes 569 amino acids. NCBI's taxonomy places the organism in Eukaryota, Metazoa, Chordata, Actinopteri, Perciformes, Serranidae.